AUGCCCAAGAAGUGACUACAUGUAAAUUAAAUUAAUAGGCAAAUACAUAUGUUUAGAAAUGUAUAUGUAUUUCAAAAAUGUAUUUGUUCUUAAUCAUAAUCACUCAUUAAAUGUAUAAUUAGCUUUAUGUGUACUGUUCCAGUAGACUCAAGUAUCUGUUCCAUGGGGGUGUGGCUUGGCGCGCAGACAAGAUGGCCGCUUGAGACCUCUGCUCCUGACACCGGGUCCCAAUAAUCGCAGCAAUAACCUGGUCCAGAUGGGUCAUACAAAGAAGCCCUGCAAUCCCCAGCCAAUGCGCCACGUUUUGACACCACACCGAGCCAUACCGAUGGACAAAUUUCUGUCCACGCCGGUGGAACUGGUGGACUUCACAGCCUUUCAUGUCCCCUCAGAACCCAAAAACCCUGCUCAUCUUGGAGGGCCCACAAUAUCCGAUGGCACAAGUGAGGGCCGACCUGCGUACAAUUUCGCAGGCCAUGUUCACCAAAACAGACGCAGGGGCAAUGGAGGCCUCCCUAAAAUGUUCCAUCCAGGCCAAACUGGCCAUGAUCCGCCAGGACGUUUCUUCAGCCACACUUCAGGCUUCAGCUACAACCUUCUCCCAGCAACAUAAUGCAGUUGAACUGGCAGCCACAAGACAGGGGAACAUGUUGCUGGAUGUUAGACGGCAUAUAGAAGACCUCGACAACAGAGGCAGGAGGUGCAAUAUUAGGAUACGCGGCCUACCUGACAACAUUCAGGGGGAACCACUUGAGGCCAUGCUGCAAGCACUCUUCAAUUUUAUCCUGGGGAAUGAUGAUCCAGAGAAUUUCCAAGUGCAUCGCGCACACAGGGCCCUCCGCCAACCAAGGACAGCUGUUUGCACUCGUUCCAGCAAAUAGAACGCAUUAUGCACCAAGCCAGAGAACGUCAGUUAACCUAACGUAAUGGUGGGGCUUCCCCUUCUGCCUAGAUGCAAGGUCUGGCAAAGCUUGGGCUAUGAUAAAGAUGCCAGAGGACGUAACAGGGUUUCUAAGAGACCUCACACGACAGUACAAAACUGGAUCCAUCCGACCACCCUACCACUGA
Pelobates cultripes (western spadefoot toad) is the source of this 1068-nucleotide messenger RNA. The record is from the annotation of a GenBank genome assembly. NCBI's taxonomy places the organism in Eukaryota, Metazoa, Chordata, Amphibia, Anura, Pelobatidae.